Molecule: messenger RNA, 849 nt
Organism: Mesorhabditis belari
Lineage: Eukaryota; Metazoa; Nematoda; Chromadorea; Rhabditida; Rhabditidae
Source: the annotation of a GenBank genome assembly
AUGAGUGACUCACCGGCCGCUCCAGGAACUCCAUCUGGCUCCGGGGAAAGCUCUCCAGAGGACGAUUACAUUGGCAGUAACGAAAAGUCGCCAGAGCCAGAGCUCGGAAAAAAGGCAGAUGUAUCUCGGAAAAAUAGCAAAGAAAAGGUAGAACUCCAGUGCCUUGCCCAAUUGGGUCAUGACAAUUCAAUCGCCGAUCCUCAACCCAUUGGUGUAGGCAGAUCAACUUCGAGACCCCUUGGACCCUAUUGCAAACACAUCAAAUAUGAAGAAAAAGCAAAAGCGCGAGAAACGAAAGAAACACAAGACAUCGAAGACGACCAAAUCGAGAAAAAGAGAGCGCUCAAAGAGGAGUCCAAGCAGCAGCAGUGUCAGCACUUCAAGUUCAUCUCUUCUCCAUCAUCAAAGCCGACUAAAAAACGAAGCAGAGAUUUCCCUCCGAAGCCAAAUGAUGCAGAUAGCACCGUUCCCCUAGACUGUUUGCUUCACAAGCGAAAUCUUUUGGCGGAGAUAGCCGUGAAUUGUUUGGAUGCAGGCAAGCUCGCAAGCAUGAUUCCAUUUUGUCUGAUUGAUCGGACGAAAGAAGAACUUAUUCAAAAAGUGACUGAAGAAUUGGAGGUAAUGUCCAAGAAGCGGAUUUUGGCAGCGCUUGAAGGAAAAGAGGCAUCGAGUAGUAGUGAAUCGGAAGAAUCGGAACAAGAGUUCAAACCUGAAGAGAAGGGACAAAGCCAUUCACCGGAAGUAAACACGCCCAAAACGCACGAUUCUAAUGAUAGAGUGUCAUUAACUGAAGAGGCGACUCCUCCGCAAUGUCCAUUGGAAGAGGGGGAAAUCAUUGAUGGUGCCGAU